Messenger RNA from Sorghum bicolor (sorghum), 1819 nucleotides. RefSeq names its product ethylene-responsive transcription factor CRF2. The transcript has a single exon. Lineage: Eukaryota; Viridiplantae; Streptophyta; Magnoliopsida; Poales; Poaceae. Gene Ontology annotation, biological process: regulation of DNA-templated transcription. The coding region runs from base 323 to 1501 and encodes 392 amino acids. The record is from RefSeq and is a predicted model, not a curated record. Gene Ontology annotation, molecular function: DNA binding; DNA-binding transcription factor activity.
CCGGUGCUCUCAGCCUACCAGCAGCAACAAAAAAACAGCGACAGCGAGCGCAUCAAGCACGCACGCAGAGCAGCAGUCCAGGGCCAGGCGGUGCCAGAGACACCACCCCCCACCCCACCACACCCCAUCCGGCCGGCGCCUCGCCUCCACCUCCGAAAGCCGCGAGCUUGUCCGCCGGGGCUUUCGGGAGAGAGGAGUGGUUUCCGGUGGCGUAGGAAGUUGGGUGGCCGUGCCAUCGCCUUCCGGAAGCCUUGGAAGAGGGUUCUUGAGGGGUUUUAGGAGGAGGACAAGCUUGGUGCCGAAGUCAAAUGCGAGCGGAGUGAUGUGGCCUAUGGAGGAGGAGAUGUUCGUGGCGGUGAGGCGGACGGAGCACGUCGAGGUCACCUCCCGAGCGGUGGAGGUGGCGCCGGCGGCGGCCAAGGGGAGGGAAGCGGCGGCGGGCUCCGCCGUUCCGGGGCCCAGGACUGUGCGCGUCUUCUGCGACGACUACGACGCGACCGACUCGUCCAGCGACGAGGCGGAGGAGGACGCCGUCGCGCGGAGGAGGGUGAAGCGCUACGUGCAGGAGAUCCGCCUGGAGCGGGCGGUGAAGGAGGAGGCCCCGGCCGGGAGGGCCGGGGCGUCCUCGGCUGCCGCGAUGGCGGGCGCGGCUGGGGAGAGGACCACCACCAGGCUGGUCCUCCCCGGGCGGAAGAGGAAGUCCGACGGCGCCGCGGCGGAACCCCGGUUCCGUGGCGUGCGGCGUCGGCCGUGGGGCAAGUACGCGGCGGAGAUCCGCGACCCGUGGCGGCGGGUACGGGUGUGGCUCGGCACGUUCGACACCGCCGAGGAGGCCGCCAAGGUGUACGAUUCGGCCGCCAUCCAGCUGCGCGGGGCCGACGCCACCACCAACUUCGAGCAGGUGGACGACGCGCCGGUCCCCGUCCCCGACGAGGUCGCCGAGCGCCUCCCGCAGCCGCCGGCGACGGCCUCGGCACCAGCACCGGCGGCGUCCAAGAACGCCUCCUCGUCCGCCACCUCGUACGACUCCGGCGAGGAGUCCCACGCGGCGGCGGCCUCCCCGACCUCCGUGCUCCGCUCAUUCCCGCCCUCCGCUGUCGCCGACGACACCUGCACCAAGGCGGCCGCCAAGAAACCGACGACUUCUCCGGCACCGGCAAUCCCAGCAGCGUCGGCCCCAGAGACCGACGAGUCAACCGGCGGCGGCACCAGCAGCGUGUUCGGCUGCCCGUUCUCCUCCGCCGACGACUGUUUCGGCGGCGAGUUCCCGCCUCUCUACACCGACUUCGACCUGCUCGCGGACUUCCCGGAGCCAUCGCUUGACUUCCUCGCGGACAUCCCCGAGGAGCCGCUGUCGCUGGCGCCGUCGAUCCCCGCGGGGAGCCCCGAGGAGUGGCCGUCCGACGCGGAGCCGGCGUCGCCGGGGAGGUGGCAGCAGGUGGACGACUUCUUCCAAGACAUCACCGACCUGUUCCAGAUCGACCCGCUUCCCGUCGUCUAGCUCUCCCGCCUGCCCCGCCAACUCUCUCUCUCUCUCUGCGCACCGGAUUCGCCUAGCUAGUCCGGCCAAUUUUGUUUCCGUUCUUGUUGUUUUUAUUUUCUAGUUGCUGUAUUCUUUUUUAGCGUAAGUUGAGAUAAAGAAGUGUCCGGCUCGGCAGCGUAGUGUUGUGGCCGCCGGCGCCGCCACUGCUGCCAUGUGUGCCGGGCACCAUCCCCCCGCCAAGGAGGAAGAAGAAGUGAGUCCUUGGCCGGGUUACCGAGUUAUCAGUAAUCGGCGAGAAUUAAUGAAGCUAUGAGUAAUUAGCGAUUCGUUUGCUCA